AUGGUUUCUCUACAUUGGCUAUCUGGCCUUGUCAUCGGGCUUUACCUGGGCAGAUAUACAGCCGCCCAGUUCGUCACCCCGCCAAAGAGCGACACCUUUACCAAUGUAACAGGAUACGCCAAUGUUCCCGUCCGCUACAAGCAGGUGCCCCCGGGCAUCUGCGAGAUGAACCCCAGCGUCAAGAGCUAUUCCGGAUACGCCGACGUCGCCGAGGACCAGCACGCCUUCUUCUGGUUCUUUGAAGCCCGCGACGUCGACCCAAACACGGCGCCGCUCAGCGUCUGGGUCAGCGGCGGGCCGGGCUCCUCGUCCAUGAACGGGCUCUUCAAGGAGAUUGGUCCCUGCGAGAUUGACUACUUUGGCCAGCCCGUCAACCGCCCGCACUCGUGGUCGCGCCGCAGCAACCUCCUCUUUGUCGACCAGCCCACGCACGUUGGCUUCUCCUACUCGGUGCCCGUGCCGGGCACCAUUGACGGCAAGACCAAGACCAUCGUGCCGCUGCCCGACCGGACGUGCCCGCCAGACGCAAAGACCUGCGGCACUUUUUCGCUGCCUCACGCCAACCUGACGGCCAACUCGACAAUCAAUGCCGCACCCAACAUGUGGAGGACCUUGCAGGGCUUCAUGGGCGCCUUUCCGCAGUACUCGCGCCACGGCGUCCACUUUGUCUCCCAGUCCUACGGCGGCCACUACGCGCCCGUCUUUACCGACUACUUUUUGAAGCAGAAUGAGAAAAAGAUACCCGGCGCCGCGCACAUUGACCUCAAGAGCGUCCUCAUUGGCAACGGCUGGUACGACCCCAUCGUCCAGUACACCGCCUACUACAACUACACCGUCUCACCGGGCAGCACCUACGACUUUGCCAUGUUCAACACGUCCAUCCAGGAAAUGAUGCACGAGGACAUGUUUGGUCCCAAGGGCUGCCUCAACAGGCUCAGAGAGUGCCACAAGAACAACGACCAGAAGCAAUGCGAGGCCGCGGACCGUUACUGCAUCGGCCACAUUGACGGCUUCCCAUCACGCUACGCGAACCGCAACGUGUACGAUGUCCGCCAGCUAGACCCCAGUCCUUUCCCCUAUGGCUUUUACAAGAACUACCUCAACAGAGCCGACAUCCAAGAGGCCAUUGGCGCCUUUACCAACUUUUCCUCUUCGAGCACCGCCGUCGCGCAAGCCUUUCACACCACCGCCGACAACGGCCGCAGCGUCGGCUCCGUCGAGGCCCUCCAGAACCUCGUCAACCACGACGUUGCCGUUGCCAUGUGGGCCGGCGACGCCGAUGUCAUCUGCAACUGGUUCGGCGGCCAGACCAUCGCCGACAUGGUCGACGUCGCCGGCUGGUCCGACGCAGGCUUCACCAACCUCACCGCGAGCGACGGAAACGUACACGGGCAGGUCAAGCAGCUCCGCAAGUACAGCUUCACGCGCUUCUACGAGUCUGGCCACGAGGUGCCCUUUUACAAGCCCCUCGCCUCGCUCGAGUACUUUGAGCGCGUCAUUGGCGGCCUGGACGUGGCCACGGGCAAGAUUGACAUUACGAGCCAGUGCAACUACCGCAGCGUGGGCACGCCAGAGAGCACGUACCGCCAGGGCAACGCCACGGUGCAGUGGGAGGUGACGCCGGAAAAUAUAACGUACAAUGUCCAAACUGACAGGCCGGGCGCCGUAUGGAUCAAUAGUAAAGAUAGCUGCGUUGCGCCCAAGGCUGGAGCGUCAGCUCACUAG
Messenger RNA from Beauveria bassiana ARSEF 2860, 1725 nucleotides. Its product is annotated as serine carboxypeptidase. Gene Ontology annotation, biological process: proteolysis. The transcript has a single exon. Gene Ontology annotation, cellular component: fungal-type vacuole. The record is from RefSeq and is a predicted model, not a curated record. NCBI's taxonomy places the organism in Eukaryota, Fungi, Ascomycota, Sordariomycetes, Hypocreales, Cordycipitaceae. Gene Ontology annotation, molecular function: serine-type carboxypeptidase activity. Bases 1 to 1725 code for a protein of 574 amino acids.